Molecule: messenger RNA, 679 nt
Organism: Paraphaeosphaeria sporulosa
Lineage: Eukaryota; Fungi; Ascomycota; Dothideomycetes; Pleosporales; Didymosphaeriaceae
Exons: 1
Coding region: 145-615 (156 amino acids)
Source: RefSeq, a predicted model, not a curated record
GCAAUUCCGCCACUCCUUCAAUGCUUCGCUGGCUAUUCCAAUCCCAUAUGCAGUGUGUACGUGAUAUAAUUGUUUGCCGCAGGGAGUCUACUGCCCAUUCCGCCGUGAGGCGCCGUCAAACUGCCCCAAACGGCAAUCCGCGUAAUGCUGUUGAAAAUAGCGGCGGAAUUGGCAUUCCAGACUUCGUUCAAAUCCACCGGUCGGUCAGCGCGCCAGUGCAACCCCUGUGUCCCAACGCCUCUUCGGCCAGUGCACCCAUGUUUCUACUCAGCCGAAAUUCCGUUUUGGGCAGCUUUUGCAACUGCGUCGAUUGUAGGCCCCUGGCCUGGGCUUGGGUUGGUGGACGAGGCUCAGGUCGAGGUUCAGGUUCUAGGUUCGGCGGCGGGCAAUCGCCGGGCCGGCGGUUGGUGCAUCUUUCCUACCUUUCUCGGGCACAUUCCUCAACAGCGUCAGCAAUGCCAAUGUGCUUGCAGCCAUACAGAUGCUGAUGUGACCUUCCACUUUUCCAUCUCGUGUACACUUCCCUGUACGAUGCGGAUGUGCACUGCCAGCUGUGCAGGUACUCGGAGUCAUUCCUGCCGUCCAUCCAUGAGCCGCAUGCGUCUGGCAGCUUGAUCGUCGUAUGCAGGUUCGUCAUGCGUCAUUCGAAUGCUCGGAGAAUGCAAUGCGUGCCGUUCGA